CAGGAAAUGCUUGUAUUCACAGUGCGUGCUUCUUUGACAUUUCUGGACAAUGGAAUUCAGACAAAAGUUGUUUCCUUGUGCAAUAAAACCUCAACUUCACAACACAGAGGUCAGAGAAGGCCGCGACUUCUUAAAUAAAAUGGUGGACCUUUUCUGUGAUCUAGCACGACCUGUAAUUAAUAUCUUACACCUGAACAUGGGAAAUGAACACUCAAUGUAUAUAUAAAAUCAGCAAACCAAAGGAUGGGCGGACUCCACAGUCAUCAUCCAACAAGGCACCAUGUCACUAGAUACCCUCUGGAGCCUUUCUUUGGUGGCCUGCAGUUUGUUCCUCACUGUGCAGGGGGGAUACGAAGGCAGUUCCAAGGGAAGAUAUGAUGACAGACCUAGGGUGGGAUAUGAUGACAGAGUUAGGGUGGGGUAUGAAGGCAGACCCAGGGUCAUGCUGGGGGAGACCCCUCUGGCAGGGAUCAUCCGACCAGUGCCAUUAGGAAGCCUGGUCCCGACCUUUCACUCCCAGUGCUGUCCUUGCACUGCAGUCAACAGGAUCUACCCCGAUAGAUAUCAUGUGAUCAAUGGGAACCAGGCACCCCCACCCCUCAUUGAUCUACCCUCAUUUAAUGCAGGUGCCCCCUUUUUGCUGUCACCUCCUUCAAAACCUGUACCAGUGCCAUCAGAGGUGGAGCCCACUCCUGAAUCAAAUGAAGGACCAAACGGUGGUGGUGAUCGCUGAGUCCCUAUUUAUCAUACAGUAACGACCAC
Molecule: messenger RNA, 762 nt
Organism: Magallana angulata
Lineage: Eukaryota; Metazoa; Mollusca; Bivalvia; Ostreida; Ostreidae
Exons: 3
Coding region: 281-733 (150 amino acids)
Source: RefSeq, a predicted model, not a curated record